GGGCAUUCUUGUUAAGAUUGCUUCCGUGAAGACAUGACCACACAGUACGGUAUUCUCUUCAAGCAAGAGCAAGCUCAUGAUGAUGCCAUCUGGUCUGUUGCCUGGGGAAAAAAUAAAAAUGAUGGUUCUGAAACAGUAAUCUCUGGUUCUUUGGAUGAUCUAGUGAAGGUCUGGAAGUGGAAUGAUGAAAAAUUGGACCUACAGUGGACUUUGGAAGGUCACCAGCUGGGCGUAGUGUCUGUGGAUAUCAGCCACACGGGCUCCAUCGCGGCGUCCAGCUCCCUGGAUGCCCAUAUUCGCCUUUGGGACUUAGAAACUGGCAAACAGAUCAAGUCAAUAGAUGCUGGCCCUGUUGAUGCUUGGUCCCUUGCUUUUUCACCUGAUUCCCAGUUCCUUGCAACAGGAAGUCAUGUGGGAAAAGUAAAUAUUUUUGGUGUUGAAACCGGAAAGAAAGAAUAUUCUCUGGACACCAGAGGAAAGUUCAUCCUCAGCAUUGCCUAUAGUCCAGAUGGAAAAUACUUAGCCAGUGGAGCGAUAGAUGGCAUUAUCAAUAUUUUUGAUAUUGCAACUGGAAAACUUCUGCAUACGCUAGAAGGUCAUGCGAUGCCUAUUCGUUCACUGACGUUUUCUCCAGAUUCUCAGUUACUUGUAACUGCUUCAGAUGAUGGCUAUAUCAAAAUCUAUGAUGUGCAACAUGCAAACUUGGCUGGCACAUUAAGUGGUCAUGGAUCCUGGGUACUAAAUGUAGCAUUUUGUCCUGAUGAUACCCAUUUUGUUUCCAGUUCAUCUGAUAAAAGUGUAAAAGUUUGGGAUGCGGGGACGAGAACCUGUGUUCACACUUUCUUCGACCACCACGACCAGGUCUGGGGAGUGAAAUACAAUGGAAGUGGGUCCAAAAUUGUAUCUGUUGGAGAUGACCAAGAAAUUCAUAUUUAUGACUGUCCAGUUUAAAUGUCUUGACUCAGACCCCUUGGUGAACUCUUGUGGCAGUUCUUAGGAAUACUGCUCUCCUGCCAUGUACUUUUUUUUACUAUGAUAAAAGCAUUUAGUAAUGAUUUGCAAAAUGAGAUGUUUUUAUCCAAUUUUGAUUUAGCAUGAGAAAAAGCUUUAAUUUUUUAAAAAUAAAAGCUACAG
Molecule: messenger RNA, 1134 nt
Organism: Mesitornis unicolor (brown roatelo)
Lineage: Eukaryota; Metazoa; Chordata; Aves; Mesitornithiformes; Mesitornithidae
Gene: SKIC8
Product: WD repeat domain 61
Exons: 10
Coding region: 34-951 (305 amino acids)
Cellular component (GO): Cdc73/Paf1 complex
Molecular function (GO): protein binding
Source: RefSeq, a predicted model, not a curated record